Syngnathoides biaculeatus (alligator pipefish) is the source of this 1263-nucleotide messenger RNA. Its product is annotated as ankyrin repeat and MYND domain-containing protein 2-like. NCBI's taxonomy places the organism in Eukaryota, Metazoa, Chordata, Actinopteri, Syngnathiformes, Syngnathidae. Gene Ontology annotation, biological process: regulation of smoothened signaling pathway. The transcript has 10 exons. Bases 1 to 1263 code for a protein of 420 amino acids. Gene Ontology annotation, molecular function: protein binding. The record is from RefSeq and is a predicted model, not a curated record.
AUGGCUGUAAUUAACAAGGGAGAACUUACAGCAUCUGAGAGGAAAAUUUUGCAAGUAAUUGAAGCUGGUGAUGUGCAAGAAGCAGCCCAACUGCUUACGAAUGAAGACGUUCGAGUCAACUGUUUGGAUGAGUGUGGGAUGACGCCGCUGAUGCACGCGGCCUAUAAGGGCAAAGCCGAGAUUUGUCGCCUGCUUUUGCAGCAUGGGGCUGAUGUCAACUGCAACCAACACGAGUACGGCUACACCGCACUAAUGUUUGCCGGUUUAUCAGGGAAGACAGACAUCACAUCUAUGAUGCUGGAUGCCGGGGCCGAAACGGAUUUGGUGAAUUCUGUGGGUCGCACUGCUGCUCAGAUGGCAGCCUUUGUAGGCCAGCAUGACUGUGUGACAGUCAUCAACAACUUUUUUUCACGGGCCAGGCUGGAGUAUUACACAAGACCACAGGGGCUGGAAAGGGAGCCCAAGCUACCACCAGGGUUAGCAGGACCCCUGCACAAGAUCAUUAUGACAACCAACCUCAACCCAGUCAAAAUAGUCAUGCUGGUGAGGGAGAACCCGGCUCUUGUGGAUGUCGGGGCCCUGGAAAAGUGUUACCAGGUGAUGGACCUGCUGUGUGAGCAAUGUGUGACGCAGCAAGACAUGAACGAGGUCCUGGCCAUGAAGAUGCAUUACAUCAGCUGUGUGCUACAGAAAUGUGUCGCCUUUCUACAAAAGCGAGAUGACAAGUUGGACGCGCUUGUGAAGAGUCUCCUAAGGGGGAGAGACAGUGACGGGUUCCCACAGUACCAGGAGAAAUUCAUUCGAGACUGCAUCAGGAAGUUCCCUUACUGUGAGACCACACUGCUUCAGCAGCUGGGCAACGACCCGACUGCGUACUCAGUACUAACUCAGGCACUGACGGGUCAGAUGGCCUUUGUGGAUGCGGACUACUGCGCUACAUGUGGAGAGCGGGGAGCUGACAAGCGCUGCUCCCUCUGUAAAUCUGUGACUUACUGCAGUUUGACUUGCCAAAAGCUCCACUGGUUCACCCACAAAAAGAUGUGCCGCGCUAUGCAGGAGCAGAAUGCAGAUUUGGAAAGGGACGCCCCAAGGCUGAAAGAGCUCAAAGAUGAUGAGAGUGAUCUGGUGUUGGAGACAGCCAACUUCCUUCAGGAAUUGUGUCUGCGGGCCGAGGAGACGGUGGCUGCCGCUGGUGGGUGCCCUGCUAAGCUGCUCGGAUCCCCACCUGCGCCAUCACAUGAACCAUCCAGCUCCCAGGAAUGA